AUGCUACCAAUUAAGUCGGGUCUAGAUAGUAAUUUUUUUUUUAAUAUAACAAAAAAAUACCACAAGUACUAUUCAUAUCGCAAUUAUACCAUUCGUAAUAAUGUAACUGAUGAAUCCCAUACUGAUUGCAGUGGGACAUGGCGGCAAAAUGUAGUAGGCGCACAAGAAUUCCAGAAUUUAAAGGUUGGUCCUUAUAAAAGGGGCAGAUGGGUUGUCAGUUUCAAGGAAGAUCCGGGUAGUUUUGUCACUAAUAUGCUCAUAUUCGUCAUCACAGGCUAUACAAUCUUCACUCUUUCACCAGGCGAAUCCAUGAUAAUCAGACGAAGGAGGAAGAUUAGGCAGGAGAUACUUGAUGAAUAUGGAUUGACCGAAGCAGAGCUGGAGCAAAUAGAGGAUUACAAACUACCCCCAGGCCUAUAA
Babesia microti strain RI is the source of this 420-nucleotide messenger RNA. Its product is annotated as conserved protein, unknown function. Lineage: Eukaryota; Apicomplexa; Aconoidasida; Piroplasmida; Babesiidae. The record is from RefSeq and is a predicted model, not a curated record. The coding region runs from base 1 to 420 and encodes 139 amino acids. The transcript has 2 exons.